UCCUGCACAAGUCAACGACCAGGAGGCUGUGGAGACACUGUGAACAUCUCUCUUGGAUUAAGUGACUUGUUCAAAAGAGGAAAAAACUGAGAUCUAGACAGCGUAGGUGAUCAAAGACACUGAACUCUCAAAAAAUCUUUCCACAUCAUAAUGAAGUUAGUCUUCCUCUGCAUUCUUUCAACCCUGCUUGGUACCUUGGCCUAUAAUCCAGAUCACAUAGCUGGCAGCACUCCUCCCUACUUGGUCUACCUGAAGUCUGAUUACUUGCCCUGCACUGGAGUCUUGAUUCAUCCUUUAUGGGUGAUCACAUCUGCACACUGCAAUUUACCGAACCUUCGGGUUGUUCUUGGGAUAAGCAACCCAUCGGAUCCCCUGGAAAGGGACGUGGAGGUGUCUGACUAUGAGAAAAUGUUCUACCAUCCAUAUUUCUCAGUCUCAUCCAUUGCAUAUGAUCUCCUGUUAAUCAAACUGAAAAGAAGGAUUAGACACAGUAACUAUGCAAAAGCAGUCAAACUGCCUCAACACAUCGUGCCUGUGAAUGCCAUGUGCUCUGUGUCUACCUGGGCCUACAAUCUAUGUGACACCACCAAGGACCCUGACUCACUGCAGACCGUGAACGUAUCUGUAAUCUCCAGGCAUGAUUGCCGUAAUGCCUAUAAAGCCUUUGACAUUGCAGAAAACAUGAUCUGUGUGGGCAUCGUGCCAGGGCGGAGGCUGCCCUGUAAGGAAGUCACAUCUGCCCCAGCAGUCUGCAAUGGGGUACUUUAUGGAAUCUUGUCUUAUGCAGAUGGCUGUGUUUUGAGAGCUGAUGUUGGCAUCUAUGCUAGCAUCUUUCACUACAUGCCCUGGAUUGAAGAUACCAUGAAAAACAACUGAGUUCCCACAGCAAGGAGAAUUCUGAAACAUGUGACAAAGCACGUGCCCAAAUCCAACCUCACAAUUAAAACAAAUGGGCUCAUUGGCCCGUGAGAGGCGCACCGGC
Messenger RNA from Grammomys surdaster, 982 nucleotides. It is a transcript of the gene Prss58, whose product is annotated as serine protease 58. Bases 151 to 876 code for a protein of 241 amino acids. Gene Ontology annotation, biological process: proteolysis. The transcript is spliced from 6 exons. Gene Ontology annotation, molecular function: serine-type endopeptidase activity. Lineage: Eukaryota; Metazoa; Chordata; Mammalia; Rodentia; Muridae. The record is from RefSeq and is a predicted model, not a curated record.